GUGUGCACAAAUUGCACCACGUGAGCUGUCGGAGUGGUUCGUGUGCAAAAGGGCUUCUUUGUUCCAUUUCGUGCCGGCGUCGGUUGGUGUCAGUCGGCGUACGAGUUGCUGCUUCGUUCUCGGACCCGUUUCCCGCUGCCAACCUUCUACGGAGACUCGCUCGGUUCUUCCCGGAGCCCAGUACACCGACCAAACAGCGUCAACAUGAGCAGCCAGGAGUGCUACGCCUGCCACAAGCCCGGCCACUUCGCCCGUGAGUGCCCGCAGGGAGACCGCGGCUAUGGCGGAGGUUCGUCGUUCGGCAACUCGUACCGUUCCGGCGGUGGUGGAGGUGGGUUCGGCUCCCGCGGCGGCGGUGGUCGCGGCGGCAUGCGCGGGGGACCGCCAAGCCGCAUGGGAGGCGGAGGCGGUGGCGGUUUUGGCCCCAGCCGGCUGACUUGCUACAACUGCGGCAAGGCGGGACACAUCGCCCGCGAAUGCCCCGAGGACGGCAAGACCUGCUACACUUGCGGUAAACAGGGCCACAUAUCGCGCGACUGCGACGAGAAGCCGUGAGGAGUUUUCCCGCGAGACAGCCAGGCAGAACGGAGAGAACGAAGAAAAAAAAAGUUUUACCUCCGCCGCCGCACACAAGAGUUCGUUGUUGCGUUGUCAUCGUUCUAGGCCUACCGUGAAGAAAGAAAAAAAAGCAUUCGACCCCCUUCCCCUCAUCGUGUCUCGUGGCGGUUUACGCUAGGACUGCAUUUGUUACCUCCGGUCAUCGCAUUACUUCCCAAAACGGCCAUUAGGCGUUAUCUUGGUUUUCUUAGCGCAACUCAUCCGGUCUGGCGGAGACGUCAAGCGGCUUCCCGUCGCGUCCGAAGAAGCUGAGCCCUGGCCCGGUUUUUUUUUUAUUUGUGCACCUCGACUGCCGCCGGGCGUCCAUCUUUGAAAAAAACCGGCAAGAGAAUGGUGGAUGCUGCGUACUCGUGUAGGCCUAGCCACGCCACAAUGGAUGCUCGCACGUGGCGGCUGCCUUCGCGACGAAGAAGGAAGACAAACAAGAUCGCUGACCUCUGCGAGCAAUGGUACGUCAUCGAGUCGUCGUUCGCUACGCCUUCUUCAUGCGCUGGCUUCUUAAAAAAAAUACCCUUCCCCGGAUUUUUUUUUAUUGAUCUCCGUUGGUGACUUUAUACUGUGAAUGUGUUCUUUUGUGGUUGCGUCUCUUGAGCGCGCCAGCCGAUGCGGGCUCGGGUGUAUUUACCAUUUUUAAGCUCGUUUACCGGGCCGAACGCGGCCAACUAAGGACUGCUAGAAAAUUACCGGAUGAGAUAGAGAGGGUUGAACUUUGCGGCUGUAGAAAAGAAACGGGAGCUUGUUCGAGGACAUUUUUUUGUGUUGAAAAAACUUAUUCUCUAAAUAUGUGUGUUUUGUGUGCGCGUGUGCUGCGUAGGACUGGCGUUUAUUUUUUUCCUACUUUCUUUGACUGUGUAUAAAAUGAAGAAAAAAUGCCUCAUGUACAAUCUUCUUUCCAAAGGCUGAUUUUUUAGUGAACCAUGCAGUUGUUGUUGCAGGGAGCACUACGCGAGGACAAAUAAAAACAAAAAGGCUGAUCUGCA
Rhipicephalus microplus (southern cattle tick) is the source of this 1598-nucleotide messenger RNA. RefSeq lists its product as uncharacterized. The record is from RefSeq and is a predicted model, not a curated record. Gene Ontology annotation, molecular function: nucleic acid binding; zinc ion binding. NCBI's taxonomy places the organism in Eukaryota, Metazoa, Arthropoda, Arachnida, Ixodida, Ixodidae.